AUGUCUACGUUCAAGUCAUCUCGCCCUGCGGUCCUCGAGCUAGGUGCUAGAUAUAAAGACCUAGACAAAGAGAUCAAAGCGACUCACUCCAGUGAGCAAUCAGAGAAAGCAGAUGAGCUACUCUUCACCGAGAUGUGCGAAAUCUGCCUAUGGGGAAAUGCAACUGAUUUGUCCCUUCUCACAUCACUGACAUACGAAGAUAUCCAGAAGCUUCAGGGCUCCAAAGCCCGCAAAGCAGCAGAAGAGAAUAUUAUCGUUAAUGACCUGCUGUCAGCAUUCAAAGUGUUGAAUGAUGCUCGCAAGAGCAAAAAGAGCCAAGAACGCCGCGUAGACAUUGUGCUUGACAACGCUGGCUUCGAACUCUUCGUCGAUUUGAUUCUCGCUGGAUACCUCCUACUUUCCGACCUCGCCACAACAGUCGUCCUUCAUCCCAAGUCGAUCCCUUGGUUUGUCUCUGAUGUGCUGCCCAAGGACUUUGGCGAUCUUGUGUCCGCCCUCGCCGACCCACAGGCUUUCUUCACGGCUCCAGAUGAGAAGCACGAUCCGAAAAGCAACGGCCAACUCCCGCAACCCCUUUCGGAUAAGGAAGUCGCCGAGCUAAAGUUCCUCUUUGACCAAUGGAGCCAAUUCCACGCUGACGGGAAAUUGAUCAUUCGACCAAAUCGGUUCUGGACGACAGGGGGAAGCUACUGGCGAAUUCCGCAUGAAGAACCGGAGCUGUUCGACGAUUUGAAGGAGAGUGAAUUGGUUAUAUUCAAGGGAGACUUGAAUUAUAGGAAAUUGAUCGGUGAUGUAGGUGCCAUUUCUCUAUUACUUGUAGUUACUUGUGUCUCCCUCCGACCGAAACUUGACUAA
Molecule: messenger RNA, 855 nt
Organism: Uncinocarpus reesii 1704
Lineage: Eukaryota; Fungi; Ascomycota; Eurotiomycetes; Onygenales; Onygenaceae
Exons: 1
Coding region: 1-855 (284 amino acids)
Biological process (GO): DNA damage response
Cellular component (GO): cytoplasm; nucleus
Molecular function (GO): phosphatase activity
Source: RefSeq, a predicted model, not a curated record